UUAAAUUGUGCACCCAUCACAAACAGUGAUUUGCAAAAGAAAAAUACGCCGAAGAGGGAAACUGCAAAGCUCGCGCCAUCUGUCAAUAGCUGAAACGAGCUAUUAAGCAACUCACAAAUAAGCAAGUCACAAACCCGGCCAUAUCAGCUCAAAUUUAUAGGAACCUUCCUCUUCUCCUGUCACUUCUCUCCAUAAUCAAUUUCUCUCUUUCUUUCAGAAGCACACAGAGACUAGAAAUGGACAGUAGCACAGAUAUCGAAGGACCUGUAAACUACGCUGUUAAUGGUAGGAUUAUGCUCUGCUCCGGCAUCGCUAUCUUCUUCGUUGUAUUCCUUAUAGUUUGCUUCAAAAGCCAUGCCCGUUGGUUUCUUUACCGCCGCCGACGUCGUAUCGGCCACCACCGCCGCCGCCGACCAACCGAACUGUUCUCUCACCCUGUUUUUCCAACCACCACAGACUCUGUUUCACUUUCUCCUCAUGAGGGCUUAGAUCUCUCCGUCAUCAAAACCCUCCCUACCUUCAUCUACUCCAUUACCACCACUUCUCAUCAUCGUGACCACCACCCUGUAGCACUUCUUGAAUGCGUCGUCUGUUUGUCCCAAUUCGAAGACGAAGAACAGGGCCGUGUGUUGCCCAAUUGCAAACACGCGUUUCACGUCCAAUGCAUCGACGCCUGGUUUCAAUCCCACUCCAAUUGCCCUCUUUGCAGAGCUCCGGUUCGUUCUGAUUUUCCGGUUCAUCUACCCGAAACCUCGACACAGACCAUAAUCACAGUCAAUGAACAACCAGAGGUUGAAGCUGAGCUAAGGGGUUCUUCGGAAUCUUCGAUGCCGGAGGUUUUAUCUUCGGAGUGGUGUCGGAGAAAGCCAAUGGAGCUGGAGAGUGUUGCUGUGGAGGUUCCUUGUACGAGAGUAAGGAGUAUGGACGAGAUGGGUUUAGGUUCACAUGAAUUUGGAAGCCACAGGUCAAAAUCGCCGGCGCAUCGGAUAAUACAAUUGAAGAGGAUCUGGAGCAUAUAGCGCCAGAGUUUUUAAAUCGCAAUACUGUAUGUGAGAUUCUGAUUGAGACCGGAAUCCGUAGCGCCAGAGUUUUUAAAUCGCAAUACUGUAUGUGAGAUUCUGAUUGAGACCGGAAUCCGACAGACAGUUCAUCGGAAAUUGAAUCUGAGAACUGGACUGGGAUUCUGGUUUCGAUUCGAUGUGAGCCGACAUUUAUGAAACGUGGCUGUUGUUUGCA
Molecule: messenger RNA, 1236 nt
Organism: Ziziphus jujuba (common jujube)
Lineage: Eukaryota; Viridiplantae; Streptophyta; Magnoliopsida; Rosales; Rhamnaceae
Product: RING-H2 finger protein ATL64
Exons: 1
Coding region: 237-1019 (260 amino acids)
Biological process (GO): protein ubiquitination
Molecular function (GO): transferase activity
Source: RefSeq, a predicted model, not a curated record